Chlamydomonas reinhardtii is the source of this 3692-nucleotide messenger RNA. RefSeq lists its product as uncharacterized. The transcript has 2 exons. Lineage: Eukaryota; Viridiplantae; Chlorophyta; Chlorophyceae; Chlamydomonadales; Chlamydomonadaceae. The record is from RefSeq and is a predicted model, not a curated record. The coding region runs from base 265 to 3033 and encodes 922 amino acids.
CAUCCAAACCUUCAAAUCUUCGCACCGCACGCAGGAAUUGAUACGGUUUCGACAAGACCCGUUGAACCUUUAACUGAACGAGUCGGAGCGCACCCUCAGCGCCACCAUCUGCUUAUACAGAGCAUAGCUAAUCCUGAGAGCUCCUAAAUAUCUAAUAUCAACCUAACGGGCCCAGCAUUGCGGGUGCAUUGCCGCGUCUCGUAACACAGCAGCAGCGUUGACGCGCGCAUAGCCCCCUGCAAGCAGAGGUGUGGCGCGACGCAGAUGGCGCUCGCGCAAAGCCAUGGCGCAGGCCUUCUCCUGCGGCCCUCCACCCCGCGCGCUGGCGCUGCUGCGGCCAGUUGGAACGUUUCCGACACUGGACAUCUCUUCGCGGCAGCUCCGGGCGCACUGGAAGGCGCGGCCUUUCCCACCGCGCGCCAGCUUGGCGGCUCGGCUGUGCGGCUGUACCGCAUUCACACCCAACCAGGUCCCACCCAUAGCGCCGAGUGCUCGGGCGCCGUCUCCGCCAACGCCGCCUCCACCGCAGCCCCAAGCGCCACCGCGGCGCUCGCGCUUCCGCCAGUCGCCCGUGCCACCGCGGCAUGGGCCCCGGGCGCGCCCCGCCUCCCCUCCUCCACCUCCACCUGCUUACCCAACACCGCCAUCUCAGCGCCCAACGCAGACGGAUUCUUUGCAGCUCCGCACAGCGGCUGGUCGCAGCACACGCAGCCGCAGCGCCUGCGCGCCAGCGCCUCGCUUCGCUUGCCCAGGGCCCUGGCGAGCACCCUUACCGACCUGCUAGGCCUGUCGACGCCGGACCUGUGUCAUGGGGUGGCUUGGAGCUCUCCUCCUUCCUCAUCUGCGCCCACCUCCACCUCAUCCACAUCGGCAUCGCCGCCAUCGCACACAGUCACCGUCAAGGCGCCAGCGGCUUCUUCUGGUUGCGGCCUCCGCCUGCGCCACCGGCGGUCCAGCUACGGCGCCACUGCCGGCGGCGGCGGCGGCACCUUGUGUCUGCAGCUGGUGUGCGGCGGCCGCGGCAGAGAGAGCACCAGGGUCCGCAGCGCAAGCGCCACCCCAGGCGGCCCGACCAUUCCCGAAGGUGCUGCGCUUCACCAAGACCAGCCGGCACCCGCAGCGCUGGCCGCCGCCGCCGCUGCCGCUGGUCCUGGCAGCGCCGCCGGCACCAGCCCGUUGCGGGCCUUGAGCGCAGCAUCCGGGGCCGCAGCGGCCGCAGCUGUUCCAGCUGCGGAGCAGUCCUGCACCCGGCGUCCGCCCACGCUUUUGGUGGCGCUCUCCUCAUGCGGCGGCCACGGCCGCCAGGAGCCGGUGCUGGUGGCGGCGACCCUGCGCAAGGUCACCAUCCGCGGUGCCAGCGGCGGUAACGCCGCCGGCGUGGCGGCAGCCAGCGUUCCCACUCAUGCCCAGCCCGCCACACCCAACGUGGCGCAUGAGGGCCACAGCGACAGCGCCUUCCCCGCGAUGCCAGCGGCCGCCAGCGCUGCGUUUGUGUCUGCUGCCGGUGUGCACACCGUGGCUGCCACCGGUACGGGCAGCAGCUCACAGGCACCGGUGCAGCCCCACGGGCCGGGUCGCAGCGGCUAUGACCGCCGUUGCGUGCGCGUGUGGCUCCGGCUGCAUGACUUGGCGUCGGUGGCGCCGGCAGCCACGACCACGGCGGCGGCGGCAAGCUCGGGGGAGUCAGAGUCUUUGAAUGGGGAGGCAGCAGGGGAGCGGCAGCAGCAGCGGCAGCAGCAGCAGCAGCAGCAGCAGCCGGAGGAGGGGCCAUGGGUGACGGGCUAUGAUGUGUUCGUGUCAGUCGGUGGCCGCCACGUGCUGCUGCUGUUGCACACCGCCGCCACUCCCGCUGAGGCCGCUGCACACGCUGCUGCCGCCGCUACCGCGGCCACGUGCUCCACGGCCAAGGCCGCCGCAGCCGCGCCCUCCGCUGCCACGCCGGUCGCCUCCCAAGAUCCUGCGGUGUCCGUGGCGUCGGGAGAGGAGGGCGAGCCGAUGGCGGCGCAGGGACAGGGGCCCGCGGGGCGGGGCCAUAUGCCAGGGGGGAACGUGGACACGGCCUCGGAGGACGAAGCCAUGCCCGACUGGUCCGCGCCGCCGCUGCCGCACCAGCUGCAGCUGCGCAUGGCGCUGUCUUCGCCGCCGUCCUUCAGCGGCUGGGGCAGCGUGACCACGUCAGGACCCGCCGCGGCUGCGGCGGCGCCGGCGCCGGCGGGGGCGGCUGCAAGCGGACUGGCGCUGCCGGCGUUGGUCGUGGGUGUCAAGCGCCUGUCUGACCCGGACGGCGCAGUCACGCAUGACGGUGCGGCCAGGCGGCAGCGUGCCUUCCCCCGGGACCCCAGCGCUAGCGGUGCCGACGCUGGCUCCAUUCGCAGUGGCGGCUUUGGUCCAAUCAGUGGCGGUGGCCCCGCUUUGGAUGAGGGGCUGUGCCUGAGCCCGCUGCCAUCGCCCGCUCACGACCACGACGCCGCGGCUGAGGCCGCCGCGGACGCCAGCGCGGCUGCUGGGCCCAUGGGCAUGGACACAGCCAUUGGCCAUAUCGGUGCUGCUGGCGGCGCGGGCGACCGUGGCGCUGAGGGCGUAGUUGGGGGCGCGAAAGGCAGCCGUAGCGGCCACGACAGCGGCGCCAGCGGCUGUGAUGAGUGCGCCGUCAUGCGCUCCCCGCGCUCGGUGGCUGAGGCCGCGCUGCUGGGCGUCGCAGCCAUCCACUCCGCACAGGCAGAGGCGGAGGAGCUGCGGGCGGAGCUGGAGGCGGCGCGGCGCGCGCAGCGCGCGGCGGAGGGCACCGUCGACCGCCUGCGCGGCGAGUUGCGCACGCGGGUCUCGAUGGAGCGCUGCGCGCUGAAGCGGAUUGAGGAGAUCCUGGAGUCGCAGCACGCGGCGCUGAGGGAGGCGCAGGCGCGCGCGCGCGAGGCGGGCGAGGCGGCGGAGUUGAUGCGGGCGCAGCUGGCGGCUGAGGUGGCGGCGCGCGGCGCGGCGGAGCGGCGCGUGUGGGACUUCCGAGCACUGGCGGAGCGGGCCAUGCAGAUUUAGGCGGCGCAGGGAUGUGGCGCGUGUGGGCUCCAACACGCGCCGCGUCGCCGCGCCGCUGCGCCACCGCACCCCUGAAAUGGCGUGUGUGCAUAGCUUGUUGGGGUGGCAAUGGGCGCCGCUUGGAAGUUUCGUAGAUAGGUAGCAUGCAGUUAAUGAGAGCGAGCAACCGCAAGAGCAGCCGCACGUGCGGGUAACAAUGGCAGAUCGAAGAAGUGUGCAUACCGCACAGCCGUGUCGUAAGGGGAACUCUUGCAGGUCUGCGUUUGUGCGCAUAAAGCUGUACGGUCUGAUUUAUAUAGCAGUACAUACCCAAAGGAGAGGAAGGACGUACAUAUCGGAGUGGGCCCGUGACCCAACAGGAGUUUGGCGCGUGCUGGCAUACUGUACACAUACGAAACGGCCUUUGAAGCUGUGCCUGAUGAUAAGGACUGCCUGACAUAUGCCGAUACGCGGCUACGGUACUGUGAUGGGCUGGACUCAAGCAUUCGCGACCGGUGGCAAGGUGCAGGAGUGGCUGCCGGUGAGUGUACGGACUAAGGAGUGUGUGGCAUACCGUAAAGGCAGUGCACCUAUGCGAUACACCCCACCCAUGUACAGUAUCACCAUACGCCGUGGGCUCUCAACGUGGGCUCUCCUAGGACAAAGAAGUGUUUCACAAU